Phialemonium atrogriseum is the source of this 2518-nucleotide messenger RNA. RefSeq names its product putative GTPase activating protein for Arf-domain-containing protein. Bases 1 to 2046 code for a protein of 681 amino acids. Gene Ontology annotation, molecular function: protein binding; GTPase activator activity. Lineage: Eukaryota; Fungi; Ascomycota; Sordariomycetes; Cephalothecales; Cephalothecaceae. Gene Ontology annotation, cellular component: cytoplasm. The transcript has 4 exons. The record is from RefSeq and is a predicted model, not a curated record.
AUGUCUGCCCUCAGCAAACGGCAGCAGGCGCGCAACGAGAAGGUCCUGCAGGAUCUUGUUCGGAAUGUCCCAGGAAACAACGCCUGCGCAGACUGCUAUGCGCGGAAUCCGGCUUGGGCAUCAUGGAGUUUGGGCAUUUUCCUUUGCAUGCGAUGCGCCGCCAUCCACCGCAAGCUUGGCACUCACAUAUCCAAGGUCAAGUCAUUGAGCAUGGAUAGCUGGUCAAAUGAGCAAGUCGAGAAUAUGAAAAAGGUCGGCAAUGUUGCGUCCAACAAGUCCUACAACCCGCAGAGCAAGAAGCCGCCCGUCCCGAUCGAUGCCGAUGAGGCCGAUUCGGCAAUGGAGAGGUUCAUCAGGAAGAAAUACAUCAACAAUGGCUUGGUUCCGGCAAGGAGGUACAAUACUGGCAGCACCGAGUCUGAUGAGACUCCCCCGCCGCUGCCCCCGAAACCAGCCAGCCGGUUUGGCUUCCGAAGCCCCUCGUCCAUCUUCCCGUUAGGGUCCAAGGCGAAGAAGGAAGCCGCCGCUAGAGAGCCGCAAAGUCCGCGCGACGUGUCCCAAUUCUCUCCUCGUCGAAGCAAGCCGUCUCAGAUAUUCGGCGCUACUGUCCACUAUGACGAAGGGAAUGAUACGGAAAACAAGCUGGCCAAGCUUCGCAGCAUGGGAUUCUCCGACGAUCAAAGGAACUCUUUGGUUCUGAAAGGAGUCGAUGGGGAUCUUGAGCAGACAAUAGAUGCCCUUGUACGACUAGGCGAAGGUCCCCCGCGCCCUGUGCGCUCUUCGACUGCCCCUCUGGAAAUUUCCGUGUCUGCAAACCGGACAUUAACUCCAGCCAAGAGCGCGUCGUUCGGGCCAGACAGAGCUUCGUCAAAUAACCCGUUUGAUAUGCUCGAUACGCCACCUGCCCAGCCGCAGUCAUCGCAGUCAACGGGCACGCUGCCAAACAAGAACCCAUACCUCAACACAAACCCCUUCGGGAUGCCCGCACAACAGGCGAGUGCCACCCUGGACUGGGCUUUCCAGAACAUGUCCCUGGCACCGUCGCAACCCCUUUUCCCCAACCAUACAGGCGGCAUUCCUACUCCUCCUCAGCAGCCACAAGAAAUUCAAGCAAUGUACCAACAGCCGACGACUUAUCCCAUCCAGUCCCAUGUGCAGCAGCCGAACUACCCGUCGGUUUUGUUUAAUAAUAACCAAGCUAGCACUCCACCGCUCCAGUCGGGCUACAAUCCAUUCUUCGCAAACCAGCAAGCACAACAAUCCCUGACAGUGAACACGGCCGCCCUGCCGGGAGGUUUCGGGAACAAUCCGUUCACUCGUUCGCCGACCAGGAUUCAGUCGCCCCUGCUUACCCAGAUACCCGAGCAGUCGCAGCAAAACUUUUACAGCUCGGCGGCCCAACUGCAGCAGCCCCAACAGCAGAUGAACAAUCCUUUCUUCGGGCAAACAAUAUACACGCCACAACAAGCCGCUCAGCUGUUGCCACGGCCGGACAAGGCCUCGAUCAUGGCCUUGUACAACUACCCACAGUUGUCUUCCAACUCGUUCCAGGUGCAGCCACAGGAGCAGAAUUCAGCUCAGGCAACAGGGCUGGAUCAGAUGCUAGGGUACCAGAAUGUUGCACAUAUACAGCAGCAACAGCAGCAGCAGCAACAGCAGCAGCAGCAACAGCAGCAGCAGCAACAGCAGCAGCAGCAGCAGCAGCAACAGCAGCAGCAGCAGCAGCAGUACCAGCAACAACAGCACCAGCAGCAGCAACAGUACCUGCAGCAGCAGCAGCACCUGCAGCAGCAGCAGCAUCCGCAGCCCCAGCCCCAGCCCCAGCAACCCGCCUUAUUGAGCCCACCACACGGGAAUAAAAAUCCCUUCUUCAGCAGUGGCAGUGUUACAGCAGAUUCGGCCGCAGUGAAUCCAUCGUUGGUCGAUCUGACGUCGGGCAAGCAUAACGUCAGCCGAGACAGCAUCCUGGCCCAUGGCUUGGAAUGGUCAAACGGCCGGCAUAGCCCCGAUGCAUUUGCAAGUCUCAGUGCGAGAGACAUGCGCUGAAGGGCUACCGUCUUGCGACGGGGGAGGACACUGACCAUUGAAGACAGACGUCUUGUAUAUACGCAGAAAUCAUAGCGUUGUAUAAUAUAAUGCAGCCGACCCGUCUGGGUACGAUGGACUUUUACACCCUUAGAGGCAACCCUAGGUGUGAUAAUAAUAAUCGUGUCGAUUCUUCAAUUGGGUAUCAUUCGGACGAAGAAACAGGGUGACGAGGUCCCUCUGAAGUCACAACCCAUACCAUUAACCAAACCCCCUAGUAACGCCAAGCCCACAAGUAGAUAGAUGGUCGAAUGCCAAAUCCAGCAGUAGCAGCAGCAGCACAGUUCCGGGGGGGAUAGACAUCUAGAAGCGAUUGAGAAGAUCAUUAACCUUCCUCCUCUCGUCGACCUCGACAUCAUCCACGAGCACGGCAUCGACCUCCGCCCUGAAGAGACUGCUGCUACCACCACCACCACCACCCCCACCCCCGCCA